AUGCCUGUUAUGAAGGGACUGCUCGCGCCUCAGAACACCUUUCUGGACACCAUAGCCACGCGCUUUGACGGCACACAUAGCAAUUUCAUCCUGGCCAAUGCGCAGGUAUCGAAGGGCUUUCCUAUUGUAUACUGCUCCGAUGGCUUCUGUGAGCUCACAGGCUUUGCGCGCACAGAGGUCAUGCAGCAGAGCUGUGCCUGCAAGUUCUUGUAUGGGCCUGAGACCAGUGAACAUGUCAUCCUGCAUGUGGACGCCGCGCUUGAGGAGCGCAGUGAACUCAAAGAGGAGAUCAUGUUCUACAAAAAGAAUGGUUCUGUGUUCUGGUGUCUACUGGAUGUUGUGCCCAUUAAGAAUGAGAAAGGAGAUGUUGUGCUCUUCCUUGCUUCAUUUAAAGACAUCACGGACACCAAGGCUAAGGCCUUCCUCGAGGAAAAGAAAGAAGAGCAUCGUCGUGGGCAGGUUAAGGGUGGGUCCCCAUUUGGCUCAACUCGGCUGCGCUCUAGCACCGUCCUCUACCACAUCUCAGGACACCUGCACAACCGGCAGAAACAGAGCAAAAUCAAACUCAACAAGAAUGUGUUUGGAGACACGCCAGCCUUGCCUGAGUAUAAAGUUGCAGAUGCCAAGAAGUCAAAGUUCAUCCUCCUUCACUUUAGUACGUUCAAGGCCGGCUGGGAUUGGCUAAUUCUGCUGGCCACCUUCUAUGUAGCUGUGACUGUGCCGUACAAUGUGUGUUUUAUUGGAGAUGAUGACCUGACGCGCAGCACCACGGUCAGCGACAUUGCUGUGGAGAUCCUCUUCAUCAUUGACAUCGUGCUCAGCUUCCGCACCACAUACGUGAGCAAGUCGGGCCAGGUGAUCUUCAACGCGCGGCAAAUUUGCAUCCACUACCUGACCACCUGGUUUAUCAUAGACCUGGUGGCCGCGCUGCCCUUCGACCUCCUCUACACCUUCAAAGUCAGCGUGGUGUCCGUGGUGCACCUGCUGAAGACAAUACGUUUGCUGCGGCUGCUGCGUCUGCUGCAGAAGAUGGACCGCUUCUCGCAACACAGCACGGUGGUGUUGACCCUGCUGAUGUCCAUGUUCGCCCUGCUGGCCCACUGGAUGGCCUGCAUCUGGUACAUUAUUGGCAAGAAGGAGAUGGAAAGCAAUGCGCACACACACACCUGGGAUAUAGGCUGGCUACAUGAGCUGGGCAAGCGGCUGGAGUCUCCAUACAGCGUGGCCAAUGGCUCAUCCGGUAGUGGACCAUCAUUGCGUAGUGUCUACAUUGCCUCACUGUACUUCACCCUCAGCAGCCUGACCAGCGUGGGCUUUGGCAAUGUCUCAGCCAAUACCGAUGCCGAAAAGAUCUUCUCCAUCUGCACCAUGCUCAUUGGAGCACUCAUGCACGCCCUGGUGUUCGGUAAUGUGACGGCCAUCAUCCAGCGCAUGUACUCACGCUGGUCGUCGUACCACACGCGCACUAAAGACCUGAAGGACUUUAUAAGAGUGCACCACCUGCCCCAGAGCCUUAAGCAGCGCAUGCUGGAGUACUUCCAGACCACAUGGUCCGUCAAUAACGGCAUCGACUCCAACGAGCUCUUGAAGGACUUCCCAGAUGAGUUGCGCUCAGACAUCGCCAUGUACCUGAAUAAGGAGAUUCUGGAGCUGGCUGUGUUUUCGUCUCUGAGUCGCGGCUGUCUGCGCUCUCUCUCUCUGCACAUAAAGACGUCGUUCUGCGCUCCGGGAGAGUACCUCCUGCGGCAGGGAGAUGCACUACAGGCACUCUUCUUUGUCUGCUCCGGCUCCAUGGAGGUGCUCAAAGAUGGCAUGGUGCUUGCUAUUCUCGGUAAAGGUGACCUGAUUGGAGCCAACUUGUCUGUGGAAAACCGGGUGAUAAAGACUAACGCAGACGUGAAAGCGCUGACGUACUGUGAUCUGCAGUGCAUUAAUCUGAGGGGACUGUAUGAAGUGCUGGACCUGUACCCUGAGUACUCCCACCGCUUUGUCCAGGACAUUACUCACGACCUCACCUACAACCUGAGAGAGGGACAGGAGCGCCAUGAUGAGCUGCAAGAGCUUCCUGCCUCCAAGGCUAAUUAGGUGCCACUUAUGUAUUCUGGG
Molecule: messenger RNA, 2106 nt
Organism: Colossoma macropomum (tambaqui)
Lineage: Eukaryota; Metazoa; Chordata; Actinopteri; Characiformes; Serrasalmidae
Gene: kcnh8
Product: potassium voltage-gated channel, subfamily H (eag-related), member 8
Exons: 12
Coding region: 1-2085 (694 amino acids)
Biological process (GO): potassium ion transmembrane transport; regulation of membrane potential
Cellular component (GO): membrane
Molecular function (GO): voltage-gated potassium channel activity
Source: RefSeq, a predicted model, not a curated record